AUGAGCGCCCUUAAUAACUGUGAGAAUUUUGUGAAUAGUUACAACGCACCAGACUUAAAGAUACCAAAAGGUGGCGGAUAUAAGGGAGUUUUAGAAAUGUUGUUGAAAAAAGGUCCUGAUCAACGAUCGACUGCCGAAGCAGCAUUGAAGGGACUGAAACAACAUUCGAUCUAUGCCGAAUUUGUUAAAGCGCCAGAAGGAAAGUUUUACAAAGUGGACGAUGUAUGCGACCUCAGAUUAUCAGAUGACGUUCGACGGGAGCUGGCAAAUGAUGGAUCAGCAUUUGCACAACAACCCGUGACAACAGCCAGUAUAACCACGGCAGCAGAAAAAAUGACAGCUUCAAGCAAUAAAAAACGUAGUGAAUAUCCAUACGGAAAAUAUUGCAAUCGUGCAACACAUCGCAAAGAAUAUGCACAUCCAGAUGAUAAAGAUUAUCUUUCAAGUAUUUCAGCAUCAGCAAGUGUUGCUCCCACCACCGCCGAUAAGCCAAGAGAAGCAACCGGCCUCACUGGUUUCUUAACAACGAAGACAUAUGGUGAGAAACCAUUAUGUCCGUAUGGUGAUAAAUGUCAAAGGCAAAAUGAGAUUCAUCUACGUGAUUAUCGCCAUUAG
This is a messenger RNA of Didymodactylos carnosus, 615 nucleotides long. The record is from the annotation of a GenBank genome assembly. Lineage: Eukaryota; Metazoa; Rotifera; Eurotatoria; Philodinida; Philodinidae.